AUGGAUAAUGAUUUGUUUUCAUUUAUAUAGCAGAGCAACAGCAUAUAGGUUAUAACAAUCUUUCUUUAUUUGUAUGAAAUAAUUUUGUAAUGGAUAUAUGUACUAAAAGAGUUUUCUCAGCUUGCUUCCGACAUGCCAUACUAGUAAAUUCAAAACGUUUUCGGGGAAAAGUUAAUUUACGUAGGCCAAGACCACCCCAUUUCGAAAAAGCAAGACUUCUUGAAUUUACAAAACCACAUUUUCAAAGUUACUUUAAAGAUAAAAGUAUGGUUGAACUUUGCAAUAAAAAUAUACAAUUGUGGAAAAAGGAUAAUGUGGAAAAUCCAUAUCAGAGGUUGCUUGCUAAUGAUUUGUAUGACAAAUACAUAAAUUCAAAAUUAAUUUGUUUCUAUCAUUUGAAUACAAUGAAAGCAGAAGACCAACAUAAAGCAUUCAUAAUGUUUAAAAAACAAAAUAUGUUUUUAUCAGAUCUUGGUAAAAAAACUGUAGAAAUGGCUAUAAAAGGGACUCCAUAUGAAACUGUUUUAUCACUAUUCACAUCUCGCAAUAUGACUCUUUUCUGUCGUGAUCCAGAUAUAAGCAAAAUGUUGACAAUAACAAAGAAAUUUCCCCAGUUGGUUUUAAUGGCUGCAAUAUUCGAAGGAACACUUCUAAGUAGAGAUGAAAUAAAUUACUAUAGUCAGAUACCGGACCUUAAAGCAGCACAAUCCGGCCUCGUGCAAAUGUUGGACAGGAUUGGUGGAAAUGUUGUUAAUCAGCUGUCAAGCCAUCAAACAAAUUUAAUCAAUCAGUUAGAAGCAAGAGUGAAACAAUUGGAAUUAGAAAAAGCAAAAUAACUAGAACUGUUUUAUAGAUAAUGAAAACUUUGAAAAAAUGAACUCAGGACGAUUAAUUUGAACUUACUAAAUUUUUAAAUAGGAAAAAUUAAUUAAUAUCGUUCUUAUGUUAAGACUAUAUAAUACUUAAACGCGAUGUUAAUAAUUUGUUUGAAUAAAUAUUAAAUAUGCAUUAAAUUUC
This is a messenger RNA of Agrilus planipennis (emerald ash borer), 1017 nucleotides long. RefSeq names its product 39S ribosomal protein L10, mitochondrial (gene mRpL10). Gene Ontology annotation, molecular function: structural constituent of ribosome. Gene Ontology annotation, cellular component: mitochondrial large ribosomal subunit. The transcript is spliced from 3 exons. The coding region runs from base 90 to 836 and encodes 248 amino acids. Lineage: Eukaryota; Metazoa; Arthropoda; Insecta; Coleoptera; Buprestidae. Gene Ontology annotation, biological process: translation. The record is from RefSeq and is a predicted model, not a curated record.